Messenger RNA from Stegastes partitus (bicolor damselfish), 5251 nucleotides. RefSeq names its product RAB3D, member RAS oncogene family, b (gene rab3db). The transcript has 5 exons. The record is from RefSeq and is a predicted model, not a curated record. Bases 849 to 1517 code for a protein of 222 amino acids. NCBI's taxonomy places the organism in Eukaryota, Metazoa, Chordata, Actinopteri, Pomacentridae. Gene Ontology annotation, molecular function: GTP binding; GTPase activity.
AUUUUUUAAGCUGAAUUAACUUAAAUUGAAUCACCAAUCAGCACUUAUCUUCUCUAAGUAUAACUGAUCCGUGUUUAGGACGUAACAGCAGGUUUUUAAUACCCACACAGGAGCAGGUACUUUAUUUCUCCCCUGACAACAGCCCUGAUACAGGUUCUACGGGGUUGGUUCUUGCCUUCAGAAGAGGCAUAAAGGUUAUAACGUUCCUGCAGUGGAGCACUGGGGGUCACUACAGGUGCCCACAGUUUGUGUUUGCCCAGAGGCUCCCCAGCAUGUGAAUGCAGCCCUGCAGGUAGGAACACAAAGACUAUAAACCCACCAUUAAGCCUUCAAACUUGAGUCUGUUUGCAGGUUUAGAAACACAGGAGGUGAAAUACAUCAACUUUAACAAAACUCCUCUGAGACAAACUAUUAAUAUAUAAAACUGCUUUAAGGUGACAAACACAGCUGGACUCAGAUGCUGUUGAUACGUGUACUGCGUCUUGAGGGUGUGCGCGAGCCUUGUUGAUGUGGGUUCCCCGCGCGCUCACGUGCGCCUCGUUCGGACAGCCCUCUCGUGUGUCCUCGCGCUGCGCUCGCGGCAGAAAGCAGCACCUGGCAGCGCGAGUUCAGUGUCCGCAGUGAAACAGCGACAGUCUGCGCACGAGCACAGAUCCGGGAGCCGCUCCGGGCCGCCGAACAACCGGGAGGGAGAAAAAAAGUCGCCUGUUGAGAAAGAGAAGCUGCUGGAGCAGGAGAGGAGCCUUCAGGUGCACCUGGUCAGCCCACUUCCACAGAGCAGCUCGUCCCGCGUCGUUCUGAGGACCGAAGACAUCAAGGAGCCGAGUUCCAGCUUUUUCCUCGAGAAGAUGGCGUCAAACGACUCGCGGCUCCAGCAGCAGCCCUCACAGAAGGAUGCGGCCGACCAGAACUUUGACUACAUGUUCAAGCUGUUGAUCAUUGGCAACAGCAGCGUGGGGAAGACGUCCUUUCUGUUUCGCUACGCGGACGACUCCUUCACCUCCGCCUUCGUGAGCACCGUGGGCAUCGACUUCAAAGUCAAGACCGUCUUCCGCAACGACAAGAGGAUCAAGUUGCAGAUCUGGGACACAGCCGGACAGGAGCGCUACCGGACCAUCACCACGGCCUACUACAGAGGAGCCAUGGGCUUCCUGCUCAUGUACGACAUCACGAACCAGGACUCCUUCAACGCUGUGCAGGACUGGGCGACACAGAUAAAGACGUACUCGUGGGACAAUGCUCAGGUGAUCCUCAUCGGCAACAAGUGCGACCUGGAGGACGACCGGCUGAUACCCACGGAGGACGGCCAGCGGCUGGCAGAGGAGCUAGGUUUUCAGUUCUUCGAAGCCAGCGCGAAGGACAACAUCAACGUCAAGCAGGUGUUCGAGCGCCUGGUGGACGUCAUCUGCGAGAAGAUGAACGAGAGCAUGGAGGGAGACGUCAACCUGGUCACCAACCACCGGAACCAGAGCCUCAAAGACUCGUCGUCAGAGAGCAACGGCAGCUGCGCUUGUUAGAACCUCCUGCCUUUUUACCAAGUCUCCCAGCACACACACACACACACACACACACACACACACACACACACUAAUAUUCACAUCCUAAGAACAACUUCUUCUCUGUGCCUCAACCGCGGAAAGUGCUGCUUCCUCUCUCUUCACCUGAGCCGGGCUCUGCUUUGUCCGCAGCACCUCGUAGGACGGCCAGCUGAGAUAAUCUUCAUUCUCCUCCCCCCAGACCUAUCUUCUCCCUGCAAGAGGCCCUUUUCUUUCUCCUUCUGUCUCUGCGGUCUUGACCCCUCUGUUCUGUCGUGAGCUGAUAGUCGACUACAAACUGUCCAGAACUCUGUCCACGCGUUAAUUCACUGCUGCCCCUGAAACGUACAUUCGUUCGGCGGGUCAAGCUGGUGACGCCACAUGUGUUGAGGUCACAAUUAAAUGGCUGCAUCUUUGUCAUUCGUUGUUUUGUUUGAGGUUCAUGUAGUGCAGAUGCUUCGGUUUCCCAGCAGUUGUAGCCCUGCAAACACUGGGUUACAUGCUGUGAGCUCUGCUUUUGAGACGCAGAUGAGAUUUGAUUCAAACUGUUUGGAUUGUUGAAACAGAAUGUGUCAUGUUUGCCUCAGAUUUCUGAUGGAUUUUAGCAGCUGCCAAAAUGACAGUUGGGAGAGUGGAGCGCUUGUCCAGUCGCAUCUGGAGAGCUGACAGACAGGAUGUCAGGUUAAGCUUCACUAGGCUGAAAGUUAUAAACAAGAUAAACAAGUAUCGGACUUCUUGGCAAAAGGUAAACGAGAAAACACCACUUAUGUGUACAGAUGAGUAACAAAAAGCAGCAUGAAGUGUCUUGGUAACAGCUUCAAUGCUUCUUGGCACUGAUUUUAAGAGUUUUUCUGUCCUUUAUUUGGUGUUUUGAUGAUGCUGGUGUCCAACACAUACCUUCCAAAGUCUCAACAAAUGUUUCCUCGUAGGAUUUAGGCGAUCACUCAGAGCAACUUUCUCUUGAUUUGUAUCGAUCCUUCUCUCUAAGGGGACAAACCGUGCCAGUUAAAUACCCCCCACAGCGUAUCAGAGGCACUUGAUGCCCUCAUUGGAGGUUUUUGUUCAUGCUUGUAGCUGUUAGCUUAGCUUAGCAUAAGAACUUUUUCAUAUGGAUGAAGCAACCAGAUGUUGAUUUAAUCCCUAAAAAUUCACAUCUGUGUUUCAGUAUUUUUCUGCCUUUAAAAAUGUGUGAAAAUUAAUCUCCCAACAUGUCAAACUGUUCUAUCAGCUCCAGUCUAGCUCUGCCUUUUCUUUUCUCUGCUGGGGGUUCAUGGUAAGGAUAAAUAUCGAGCUCUGUCCUCAUACGUGUGUCAAACGUCGCGUGAGGAAGUCGUCUGUCACGUGACCUGCUUCGUGUCCUCACUUACUCCUUUGUACUCGUUUUUCUUUAAUGCCGUCUCCGUCAUGCUUUCAUCAUGAUAACCACACACAGACUGCUGCAAACCUACGAGUAUUCACAAAGUGGUAAAUUAGCUUUUUUUCUGUGUGUGUGUUACUGACAUAAUGACUGUUGUGUAGAAGUGCAGCACAGUGUGUGUGUGUGUGUGUGUGUGUGUGCUCAGAAAGGGAAGGACGCUGAUAUUAAGUCCAGGCCUCGACUGUAACGUUGAAAAUAUCAGGAGGAACAACGAGCUGGUGCAGAGCGUCGCUUUAAUCCCCGUUUCUGUAACAUUUGUCUUUUUUUUUCACUGAAAUAAUUAGGUUUUAUAUCCACUCCUCAUGUUUGUAGCUGUAGAUUGAAUAGCUUUUGUUGUUUGUUUUGACAUUUCAGUAUUGAACAGUCGACCUGCCACCUUCUGAGAAAUAUGAAGUGUCUUUGGUUUGUACUGCAAAUCAGGAAUGGAAAAAAAAAAAAACUUGCUCAGUAAUGUGUUUCAUUUUCUGUUAAUCGUCACUUGCAGUGCCAUUCGACCAUCACUGUCCACGUGGUGGAUACUGACCGUCGGUUAGUGUCGACCACAGCCUCCGUACAACGACAGCAACCUCAUGUUUGCACGCCAAAGCCUUCGAUUAGAAGAGGUUGAACCACAGCGAGUGGUCAGCCCACUCCCUGCCCUCUCACAGGCCUGUGGUCAGUUAUCUGUGCUGUCAGUGUGCGCUGCUGAAUAGUGAUACAGCUUCACAGAUAUCAGAUGCUAUCAUGUCAUCCACACACCACACUGAGCUUUAAUGCAGGAGUCCAACAUAAAGAGGUCGCGUGCAAACGCUCAUAACACUACUUGUUCAUCUGUGCAGUUUUACGGUGUGUUAAAAUUGAAUGCAGAGGCUUCUGGGAGCAUGUUUCACUGAAGGCUGCUUGAAUACAUAGUAAACGUGCUUCGGUGGCACCACUGAACUGUCUAUCGAUAAUGAGUUUUUCACCAGUUUGUCCAGAAUCUGCCAUAUUGAAAAGCUCCAGAUGCACUUGUACAAACAUAUUUGCGGCAUCCAGAGCUGUCAGUCUUGGAUGUGUUUCUUCUUUCUUACAGUAAACAACAGAAGUGAGUAAACCGAUGUGCAAUAUCGCCUCAUGAUUCUAAAUCGAGUCGCCUCUCGAUACUUUGAGACCAUUUCCUCUGGUGACCAAUUGAAACAAAUACUUUAGAAACACAGGCCCCCAAAGUAGAAACUCAAUUGAUCACUGAUGCAAAAGUUAGAAAACUUGAGUACAUCUGUAAUUUCCACGGAGCUCAACUGCAUGAACAUGGCGGCUCUGAAAUGACCUGUGAACCCCAGAAACUUUUUAGUUGCUGCGUUGAUCUGCGUCAUGGCUCCAAAUGAGCUGCCAGAGGACCAACAAUAGAGCAGCAGUAAUCAGAAGAUGUAGAAGGAGUACCACUAAUCAGAGCUGCAGCGGUUAAAAUGAUGCCACGGACAAAAACAGACGGGUCGCUUCUUUAGACUCGCCAAAGGGGUUAUCAGUGGGUUUCUGUGGGACAUCGUGUUACAGCAAAGUGUUUGGAUGGUGUUCAAGACAAACACCCAUGAACGUAGAAGAAUGUGCUCCUAAUAUUCAUCAGGCUUUUUUUUUGGAGGGGGUCAGAUGAAGCCAAGAUAAAGUUGUUUGGCUCAGAUGGAGUGUUUAGUGUAAACCAGGCCAGGAUUACCACCAUGAAAGCAUCGUCUUCACAGUGAAGCACGGAGGUUGGAGUGUGAUGAUAGGGGCUGCAGGAGUGCUACAAGUGUUGGGAAGAAGACAUUUAUAGAUGCACCGAUUACUGGCUGAUGAGUUCUGCUGAAGCUUAGCAGAAGAGGAAUAUUCAGAAUCCCAGAACAGUUUCUAUAAAAGAAAGCGGCCUGUCUUGAAUUCAAAAGAUUCAAAACAUGGACAUUCUUGGCACUAAAAGAAUUAAGGAUUCAAAUUUCCGUAAUAACUGGAUUGCCUGUAUUUUUAAUUUAGUAAAAGCUUUUUAAUUCCUACAUAAGAGGGCCCUGCUGUUCUAUCUAUCAGUUACUGUAAGGUGAUUCAGUUUGGAAUCCUCUGAUACGAGUGUACUCACCUCCGUUGUUUACUGUUUAUUUAUGCUCUCUUUGUUUUUAAGUGUCGUUUUCCUGAACUUUCUGAAGGACGGACCGUCGGAUCAUUUGCUCUCUUUGUUUUAGAUUCUGAAUGUGUUGGAUGAAAGCAUUGUGAAAAAAACAAAACAAAAACAGAAAAACAGUGAAUCUUAUAAACAAGGAUAAAUGGAAUUUGUUGACAUGUGUAUGUGAAAAUAAAGAAUAUAUUAAUUACAAAA